Molecule: messenger RNA, 1924 nt
Organism: Tilletiaria anomala UBC 951
Lineage: Eukaryota; Fungi; Basidiomycota; Exobasidiomycetes; Georgefischeriales; Tilletiariaceae
Exons: 5
Coding region: 106-1680 (524 amino acids)
Biological process (GO): protein folding
Cellular component (GO): cytosol; chaperonin-containing T-complex
Molecular function (GO): ATP-dependent protein folding chaperone; ATP binding; ATP hydrolysis activity
Source: RefSeq, a predicted model, not a curated record
UACUGAUGCGCAGCGGGAGAUACUUGACGGCCAUUGAAGGAGCAGAGAGCAGCAAGUGAGACCACCGGUAUACCACAUUGAAGCGAGCUGUACCUUGUUGGCAGAAUGGCGGCUCCAAUUUUUGCCCAAGAGGCGACUGAGGAGAGGGCUGAAAAUGCUCGGCUCUCCUCCUUUGUCGGUGCGCUGGCACUGGGAGAUCUUGUCAAGUCGACCCUUGGGCCAAAGGGAAUGAACAAGAUGCUGCAGUCCGUCGGCUCCAACGACAUUAUCGUCACCAACGACGGCGCGACGAUUCUGCGCUCGAUUCACCUCGACAACGCGGCAGCCAAGAUCCUGGUCAAUAUUUCUAAAGUACAAGAUGACGAGGUCGGCGAUGGCACGACUUCCGUCUGUGUCCUCGCCGCAGAGCUGCUCCGGGAGGCUGAGAAGCUCAUUGAGACCAGGAUUCAUCCGCAGACAAUUGUCGAGGGCUACAGGAUUGCAUCGGCGGCGGCGCUGCGAGCGCUAGAAGAGUCGGCCGUGGACAACGGAAACGAUGCGGAAAAGUUUAGGAAGGACUUGAUCAACAUUGCCAAAACGACGUUGUCAUCGAAGGUGCUUUCUACCGACAAGGACUACUUUGCCAAUCUUGCAGUGGAAGCAGUGAUGCGGUUAAAGGGCUCCACCAACCUUGAGCACAUUCAAAUCAUCAAGAAGGUGGGCGGGAAGCUGACAGAUUCGUUCCUGUCAGAGGGGUUUAUCAUGAACAAGCGCAUCGGGACAAACUGCCCCAAGACGCUGCGGAAUGCGAAGAUCCUCAUCGCAAACACGAGCAUGGACACGGACAAGAUCAAGAUCUUCGGCGCACGCGUGCGCGUCGACGGGACGGGCAAGCUCGCCGAGCUGGAGAAAGCCGAGCGCGAGAAGAUGAAGGCCAAGGUAGAGCGGAUCAAGAAGCACGGCAUCAACUGCUUUGUAAACCGUCAGCUUAUCUACAAUUACCCGGAGAGCCUGCUUGCGGAGGCGGGCAUCGUCAGCAUCGAGCAUGCCGACUUUGAGGGUGUGGAGCGGCUUGCGCUCGUCACGGGUGGAGAGAUCGCGAGCACCUUCGACCGGCCGGACUUGGUCAAGCUGGGCCAGUGUGAUCUGAUCGAAGAGAUUAUGAUCGGCGAGGACAAGCUCAUCCGCUUCUCGGGCGUUGCAGCCGGCGAGGCCUGCACGGUCGUUCUGCGCGGCGCGACGACGCAGAUGGUGGACGAAGCGGAACGCUCGCUGCAUGAUGCGCUGUCCGUGCUGUCGCAGACGGUCGGCGAGACGCGCGUCACGCUCGGCGGAGGCUGCUCGGAGAUGGCGAUGAGCAAGCAGGUGGACGAGGAGGCUCGCAAGACGUCGGGAAAGAAGGCGAUUGCCACGGAGGCUUUUGCGCGCGCUUUGCGUCAGCUGCCCACCAUUCUGGCAGACAACGCAGGGCUGGACUCGUCGGAGCUGGUAGCGCAGCUGCGUGCCGCACACCAGGCCGGAAAGAAAGACGCAGGUUUGGAUCUCAAUGAGGGCGCAGUCGCGUCGAUGGUCGAACUCGGCGUGACGGAGAGUUACAAGCUCAAGAGGCAGGUGGUCAUUAGCGCCAGCGAGGCAGCUGAGAUGAUUCUGCGCGUCGACGACAUCCUCAAAGCGGCGCCGAGGAAGAGAGAGGCACAUUGAUGAUGACCGUCCCGCAAUCUUCUGCCGCUUUCGUCUGCGCUCCGUCUGUUCAAGCCGUACACGCUGUACGAUCACACACGCGAGACCGCCCCUGGCAAGUGGCACCCCGUCGGUCGCUCUUGUAUCUGGAGCGCUCUGACAUGUACAUCCGCGCAUGUAGUUUGCAACAUUGGACAUGGCUAAUGAGAGCAUGGUGCAAAGGCCAUGCGCAGGGUUCGAUGAAUGCUACAAAUGAAAAACAUGU